AUGAGUGGCGGGUGGAACACGAUCGAGUCGGACGCCGGCGUCUUCACUUAUCUCCUCGAGAAUCUCGGUGUCAAAGGGGUCCAGUUCGAGGAGCUCCUUACUCUCUCACCUGACGACCUUGCUCCGCUUCAGCCUGUCUAUGGCAUCAUCUUCCUUUUCCGCUACCCCUCCGAGGGCUUGCCUCCGCGACCCAAAGAGUCCUACGACGAGGACGCCGCCGAAAGUCUAUUUUUUGCGCGCCAGACCAUUCAGAACGCCUGCGGCACCCAGGCCCUUCUGUCAGUGGUCAUGAACAAGAACGAUGAAGUCGAUAUCGGUGAUCGCCUGGGCGAGUUCCGUGAAUUCGCCAUGGCCCUACCACCCGAGUUCCGCGGAGAGGCCCUGAGCAACUCGGAGCUCAUUCGGGAGGUCCAUAACAGCUUCGCAAAGAGCAGCCCUUUCGUCGACGAGACGCAGAGGGGCGACGAGGGUGGCGAGGACGCGUUCCACUUUGUCGCCUACUCGUCUAUUGGAGGCAAGCUGUACGAGCUUGACGGACUGCAGCCAGCACCCAUCUCACAUGGCGACUGCACUCCGGAAGAAUUUCCCGUCAAGAUAUCAGGCAUCCUAUCAGACCGCGUAGCCACAUAUGCGAGCAGUGAGAUUCGAUUCAACGUCCUGGCUAUGGUCAGGGACCCGAGGAUCGCUGCGGCAGAGAUUGGAGAUCAGGAGACGAUUGCGCGCGAGUCCGAGAAGAGGCGGCAGUGGCAGUGGGAGAAUGCCCUGCGCAGGCAUAACUUCGUGGGCUUCGCCGGAGAGGUCAUGAAGGGGGUUGUUGGCGAGAAGGUCAAGGCGGGUAAUGGGGCCUACGAGGCGUGGAUCAAGGAGGGCCUGGAGAGAAGGAAACGUGACGAAGACGCCACGAGGUUACGGAGGAGGAUGGGCGGCGGAGACGGAGACGAGGAGAUGAUCGGUUAA
Verticillium alfalfae VaMs.102 is the source of this 957-nucleotide messenger RNA. RefSeq names its product ubiquitin carboxyl-terminal hydrolase. Gene Ontology annotation, molecular function: cysteine-type deubiquitinase activity. The record is from RefSeq and is a predicted model, not a curated record. Gene Ontology annotation, biological process: ubiquitin-dependent protein catabolic process; protein deubiquitination. The transcript is spliced from 2 exons. The coding region runs from base 1 to 957 and encodes 318 amino acids. Lineage: Eukaryota; Fungi; Ascomycota; Sordariomycetes; Glomerellales; Plectosphaerellaceae. Gene Ontology annotation, cellular component: cytoplasm.